AUGGGUUACAAUUUCUUCAUCAACUUAUGUCUCAUUUUAUCAUGUAUCUAUGGAUUAUCCAAUGAAUUAUAUCUUGGUAUUAAUGAUAUUCAUGAAAUAGUUAGUACGAAUGUAUCUAGUAAUCUAACCAAUGGAUAUCAACAUCAAAUGAUUUUACAAGAAGUAAAGAACUUAUUCGAACAAUAUCCAUGGAAAAUCAUUAAAAAAGGAAAUGAUCACCAUCGAAAGACAUCUGAUAUUCAUUCUCUCCGUAUCGAUAUACAAGUAUUACAAAGAAUAAUCAAAGAUCAACGUAUGAUGAUUAGUGAUUUAAUUGAUUAUAUAAAUAAUAAUUCUGCUAAUGUAACAUUUAUUACUGAUGCUAUUCAUAAUCAUCAUUCACAAGCACGUCGAAUCUUAACAACUUGGCGUAAUCUGAUAGAUUUGUUUCUUAUUAGUAUAUUUAUUGGAUAUAUUAUUUAUUUACAUUUGUACCGUGUCGGUUUCAAUCCAUGUAUUCUUUUCUUAUCAUAUUUUUCGAAACGUUCUAUUGGUCAUCCUCACCAACGACAAGAACUUCAAGAACAAGAAUUAGGACAAACUCACGCAUUGCAUGGAAAGAAAGAACCUUAUGCAUCAGUUAUAUCAAUUGCAGGUGGUACGUUUUAA
Messenger RNA from Rotaria sp. Silwood2, 648 nucleotides. The record is from the annotation of a GenBank genome assembly. NCBI's taxonomy places the organism in Eukaryota, Metazoa, Rotifera, Eurotatoria, Philodinida, Philodinidae.